UAUAAAUGUGGAAGCAGAUGGAGUAAGUUCACACAUCUUGAUACAGCUCAACUGAGACUUUCACAUACUACUAUCAGGGAACACACACUUCAGGAUGGCUGCUCUUCGUCUCGCUCUGUCUGUGUUCGUGCUGAUGCUGGCUGCCAUCACUCUGAGUGAAGGUUUGCGUGGCGUUGGCCCAAAGAGAUGCUGCUUUCGUUUCAAUGAGAAAGAGGUGCCUAGAGACAGAGUGAUAGGCUACAUCAGGACCAGCCAGCGCUGCUCCAAACCUGCCGUCUUGUUGCAGACAGUGGCGGGUCGGGUCACACGUCAUCUGUGUGCCAGCCCUUCAGCCCCUUGGGUGAAGAAUCUCAUCAGCUACCUGGACACCAAAGCUAUCCCAGGAGAGAUGUCCAGCCUGUAACCAUGACAACACCAUAUCCACUAUCAGAGCCUCUGAUGAAUGGCAUCUGGUCACUUAUAGUGACGUGAUGCUGCAAUCCAAACUAUGACUGUCAAAGCUCUAUAUAUAUAUAUAUUAAUACAUAUAUAUGUAACUAUUAGAAUAUAUUUGCUUGAUACAACACUCAAAGUAUGACCAUCUCCACUGUGAACUACUGUUGCAUUGUAAUUUGAAUUGAUUUAGGGAAACUACAGUCACUGUAAAAGAGCAAUGCCUUCCAACUCCACUUGUCAUCAGUAGAGUAUAAGCUAUGGGUAACCCCACUAUUUCUACUAUUCUACAUUGUGAGCUCUUUGUCUUGUGUUUUAUAUAAAGUAAAGUGAUGAUGGGUUUUUUUCUAUUUACAGUCAUGUGUUGAAUACUUGUACAGAUAAGUACACACUUUGACAACAAAACAUUUAUUUCUGUAUGCUUAUGCUACUAAUUUGAUUCUCUUGAAUUAAAGCAAUAUAAUAUGUCAUA
This is a messenger RNA of Cottoperca gobio, 904 nucleotides long. RefSeq names its product C-C motif chemokine 4-like. Lineage: Eukaryota; Metazoa; Chordata; Actinopteri; Perciformes; Bovichtidae. The record is from RefSeq and is a predicted model, not a curated record. Gene Ontology annotation, molecular function: chemokine activity. Bases 95 to 403 code for a protein of 102 amino acids. Gene Ontology annotation, biological process: immune response. The transcript is spliced from 3 exons. Gene Ontology annotation, cellular component: extracellular region.